CUAAGCGGCCCUGUUUUGUGCUCGGCAUUCCUCGACCAUCAUACUGCCAUUGCGGGAACAUUUAAUCGCAAUUUGACAGUUAUUGACUCCCGCUUACCUCCUGGAACGCUAGCAAGCGUUACUUCCUUUCACAAAAAUUCCUUGCUUUGUAUUGAGGUAGCCAACGGACCAGGGGCUUCUUGGCGGGCCCGAUAUACCGAAGAGCCCUUACCUACCAGCGGAUUGUGCUGGACUCAGAUUUCAAUGACCACGGGAUCGAGUGGUUUCGAGAACUGGACUCUGGCUGGUUCCGGCGACACAGCUUCUAUCGAGCUGGCCUCCUUAUCCUCAGUCUCUAUGUCCUCGCUCCACAUGACCGACGAGGAUGAUGCUGAUAAUGAAGAAUAUCAUCGUGUUUGUGCUCAGGUAAAUGAGAAACAGGUCAAUGUUCCCCUUUCUGGCAAGGGUUCUGGUGAAGAAGUUCUUGCACCGACGACAGAAAAGGGUGAUACACUCCAGGACAUUGAAAAGUUUCCAGCAAAUUCGAUAGAGUCCUCCCAGCCUUCAGCAAAUAAAAUCGCCAAUACAAUGGGAGCCUUAGCGUCUUCAAGCUCUAAGUCAAGCGUAUGCUAUCAAUCAAAUAAAUUCAUCCUGCCCUAUGAAUCUCUCCAGAUGGGUAUUUCAUUUUUCACUGGCAGUAGUGACCAGCAACUAGCCGCCUGGGAUUUUCGUCAGAUGGCACAGCCCGUAUUUAACCAGAAGGUAUCUCUGUAA
Molecule: messenger RNA, 753 nt
Organism: Protopolystoma xenopodis
Lineage: Eukaryota; Metazoa; Platyhelminthes; Monogenea; Polystomatidea; Polystomatidae
Source: the annotation of a GenBank genome assembly